Messenger RNA from Orcinus orca (killer whale), 3294 nucleotides. RefSeq names its product heat shock protein family A (Hsp70) member 14 (gene HSPA14). Gene Ontology annotation, cellular component: ribosome; cytoplasm. The coding region runs from base 158 to 1960 and encodes 600 amino acids. The record is from RefSeq and is a predicted model, not a curated record. Gene Ontology annotation, molecular function: heat shock protein binding; ATP-dependent protein folding chaperone; ATP hydrolysis activity. The transcript has 12 exons. Gene Ontology annotation, biological process: cellular response to unfolded protein; protein refolding. Lineage: Eukaryota; Metazoa; Chordata; Mammalia; Artiodactyla; Delphinidae.
GUUGUUGGAUUGGCAGCAAAACAAAGUAGAAUGAGGAAUAUUUCAAAUACAGUAAUGAAAGUAAAGCAGAUCCUUGGCAGAAGGUGAGGCAGAGUAUAUUCAGCGCCUCCAGACCGUGCAUCACAAUGCAGACGUCUACCAGGCUGUGUCUAAGCGGAUGCAGCAGGAAGGCUUCCGCCGCACCGAGCGUCAGUGCCGCUCCAAGUUCAAAGUCCUGAAGGCAUUAUAUUUAAAGGCCUAUGUGGCCCACGCCACAAGUAUGGGUGAUCCACCACACUGUCCCUUUUAUGAUACGUUGGAUCAGCUUCUCCGAAAUCAGAUAGUGACUGACGCAGACAACGUAAUGGAGGAUGCUGCUUGGGCCAAGCACUGUGAUCGGAACUUAGCGGCCCCUGACGCCCCAGGAGAAGAAGGAGCCAGCAUUCUGGGAGCAAAGAGGACUCAGGCAGCAGAUCAUCAGCCUGUCUUGAAAACAGUUAAGGAAUCAGAUGAGGAUUGUCAACUGAGGAUCAGUGACCAGAUGCGAGAAACCAGUGACCUUGAGGACUCCUGGGAUGAAUCUUCGGGUGCAGGGUGCUCUCAAGGGACCCCCAGCUACAGCAGCUCCCACCACCUUUUCAGAGGUGCAGCUGCUCCCUGUCAGAGCAGCCCCGUGACCAGACUGGGGGUGUCCGGUGAGCCCAGCCCCUGCACCAGCUCCAGCCGAAACACUCCCGGGGUGGCCUCGGCACAGCGGCCUCCGGGCUCCUCCUCCAGAGUUCCUUUUGUUUCUGGUGGGGAUGGGCCUUUGACCAGUGAGCCCCCUCCCAGGUGGGCAAGGCGAAGAAGGCGGUCUGUGGCCAGGACUAUCGCAGCCGAGUUGGCAGAAAACAGGAGAUUGGCGCGAGAACUUUCAAAGCGGGAGGAGGAAAAAUUGGACCGGCUGAUUGCCAUUGGCGAGGAGGCCAGUGCUCAGCAGGACACAGCCAACGAGCUGCGCAGGGAUGCGGUGGUCGCCGUCAGACGCUUGGCCACAGCGGUGGAAGAGGCAACCGGUGCUUUCCAGCUAGGGCUUGAAAAGUUGCUUCAGAGCUCUGAUGAUCCACAGGCUCAGAAAUACAUCAGGGAUAGUAAGUGUUUAGUCAUUGAAAAAAAUGGGAAAUUACGCUAUGAAAUAGAUACUGGAGAAGAAAAGAAAUUUGUCAGCCCAGAAGAUGUUGCCAGACUGAUAUUUAGUAAAAUGAAAGAAACAGCACAUUCUGUCUUGGGCUCAGAUGCAAAUGAUGUAGUUAUUACUGUUCCAUUUGAUUUUGGAGAAAAACAAAAAAAUGCUCUUGGGGAAGCAGCCAGAGCUGCUGGGUUCAAUGUUUUGCGGUUAAUCCACGAACCUUCUGCAGCUCUUUUGGCUUAUGGAAUUGGACAAGACUCCCCCACUGGAAAAAGCAACAUUUUGGUAUUCAAACUUGGAGGAACAUCCUUAUCUAUCAGUGUCAUGGAAGUUAACAGUGGAAUAUAUCGUGUUCUUUCAACAAACACUGAUAAUAACAUUGGAGGUACACAUUUUACAGAAACCUUAGCACAGUACCUAGCUUCUGAGUUUCAGAGAUCCUUCAAACAUGACGUGAGAGGAAAUGCCCGUGCCAUGGUGAAACUGAUGAACAGUGCUGACACUGCAAAACAUUCUUUGUCAACCUUGGGAAGUGCCAAUUGUUUCCUUGACUCAUUGUAUAAAGGUCAAGAUUUUGACUGCAAUGUGUCCAGAGCAAGAUUUGAACUUCUCUGUUCUCCACUUUUUAAUAAAUGUAUAGAAGCAAUCAGAGAACUCUUAGAACAAAGUGGAUUUACAGCAGAUGAUAUCAACAAGUUUGAAAGUUUUUAUAUUUUCACUAUUUUGCUGUAUGCUGUAAGAUGGAAAUUGCAUUUUUUUGUCUUUUGGUGGAGGUUUUCCCUUCAGUCUAGUUCAGCUAUCAGGUGCUUAUAAAAUGGAAUUUAAUACGUUUUCAUCUUUUUAAGUAUUCCAGGUUAGUGCAUAAUACAUAAAUUCUCUGUUCCGCAAGAAUUCUAAAGAAUUUGCCUAUAAACACAUUUUGUCUGAAACUAAUUUUUGAAGUAUAUUUAUAACUUUCAUAAUUUCUUUUUAUUGCUUCAAUUUUGUUUUUUUGUUUUUUGUUCUUUUUUUUUUGUGGUACGUGGGCCUCUCACUGUUUCGGCCUCUCCCAUUGCGGAGCACGGGCUCCGAACGUGCAGGCCCAGCAGCCAUGGCUCACAGGCCCAGCCGCUCCGUGGCACAUGGGAUCUUCCCAGACCGGGGCACGAACCCAUGUCCCCUGCAUCGGCAGGCGGACUCUCAACCACUGCGCCACCAGGGAAGCCCCUGCUUCAAUUUUGAAUUAAAGUAUUUUAUAGACCUAUUUCGCAGUGAUUUAAACUUUUAACAUACAACUUUGCAUAAUGUUCUUGUAAUUUUUAAUUUUACGUAGCUUUUAUAUUAAAUUUUUAAAGUAUAAGGAAGUUAUUUAAAUUAAAACUGGCCGAUUUUUCUCUAUUUAUUUAUCUUUUUCUUUUUGAGUUUAUCUGUUUUUUUUCCUUCCCUAGGUUUUGUAGAUAUUUGUUUUAUUCUUUUUUUUGCUCCCAACUCCUGGCACUACAACCCAAAAAAAACUUUCUUAGAUUUUUUUUUCCAGGUGAUAUAUUUCUCUUUUCUAAUUGUUUUAUUUCUGGUUUGCACUUUAUUUCUUCCAGUCUUUCCAGGAUACUUUUAUUAUUUUUAUAAAUGGUUAUUUUGAACAUUAAUUAAUUUAUUUCAUUUUUUCCCUAACUAAAAAAUUAACUACCGGGUUUUCCUGGUGGCGCAGUGGUUGAAAGUCCGCCUGCCGAUGCAGGGGACACGGGUUCGUGCCCCGGUCCAGGAAGAUCCCACAUGCCGCGGAGCGGCUGGGCCCGUGAGCCAUGACCGCUGAGCCUGCACGUCCGGAGCCUGUGCUCUGCAACGGGAGAGGCCACAACAGUGAGGGGCCCGCGUACCGCAAAAAAAAAAAAAUUAACUACCAUUUUACUCAUUAGCAGCUUGGUUUUAUUCCACAGGCUCUGAUAGAUUUUACUAUUUUCUUUAUUUUCAGAAUAAUCUAUAAUAUUUUCCAUUUUCCUCUAAGUUUGCAAAAGAAAUCUCAGACUACAGAGUAAAUGUUUAAACAAUUUAUUUAAAUUAAAAUUUUCCGGUUACUGCCAGCAUUAAUAAUGACACACUAUUAGUACUUUUUACCCUUUAAAUGAGAAUACCAAAAAACAAGAUUUUCCAGGGGUUUUUUUGUUUUU